UUGUUUCUUUUUUUUCAGCCCUGAAAACUUUGUUGCGCAUGAUGUUGUUGUUCAUACAGGGGCGCCAAAUCUCGCCGAGAGCAUCGAUGAGACGGUUCGUUUGCCGUGGAGAUGAAGAGAAGACUACAGAAAAAAUAUAUUAUCCUAAUUUUAGGUUAUUCCGUUGUUCUCCUUUUAAUUCCAUAUGUAUUAGAUUACCGGGCUAAAUCCGCUCAGGUUAAACAUGGACUGCAACAGCCAAGGUGUCCCGAUUUGGAAAACACAAUUGCAUUAUGGAAUAACGGAGAUAAACCGGGUAACGAUGCACUCACUUUUCGGCACGACAACGCCACGGACACAAUAGAGGACGUUGUCAACAGGAAUCAUUCAAAAACACAUAUCUAUCUUCAUGCAACAUGGAGAACAGGCUCUUCAUUUUUGGGGGAACUGUUCAACCAGCACCCAGAUGUAUUCUAUUUAUACGAGCCGAUGUGGAAUAUGUGGCAAGCGCUCUACCCAGGAGACGCUGGAAGUCUGCAAGGAGCUGUGCGAGAUAUGAUGAACUCGCUUUUUCGUUGUGAUUUUUCCGUCUUAAAAUUGUAUGCUGGCUCCAGCAAUAUAAGCACAUCUUUCAUUUUCGGUUGGAAGACCAACAAGGUGAUCUGCUCCGAGCCUUUGUGCAGCGCAUAUAAGAAGCAUGAAGUGGGAUUAGUUCAAGGAGAUGUCUGCAGUAAAUGCACAGCGAAGGACAUCAAAGAACUGGAAAGAGAGUGUAAAAAGUACCCAGUGGUUGUCAUUAAAGACGUGCGGGUCUUGGACAUGGGUGUGCUGGUGCCGUUGAUGAGAGAUCCUACCCUCAACCUUCAAAUAGUCCAGUUGUUCAGAGACCCGAGGGCUGUGCACAAUUCUCGAUUGAAAUCAAAAUUGGCCCUGGUCAAAGAAAGCAUACAAGUUCUUCGAAGCAAGAAGCAAACAGAUAAAUAUAAGCGCUUGCUAGUCCCAAACAACCGGGUAAACCGAGCUGAGAGCUAUGUCGCCAGCGCCAUGGAGCUGAUAUGCGACAACUGGCUAAAUGACAUGUUGCUUGUUAUGAACGCACCACCAUGGGUGAAAAGGAACUACAUGCAAAUACGAUACGAGGACCUGGUUAUGCACCCGGUGGAUGAGCUGCAGAGGCUUUAUCGCUUCUCCAACCUCACUAUGUCUCCAGCUCUGGAGAAAUUUGUGCUGAACAUGACACAUGGACAUGGAUACUCCUCUGACAAACCGUUCCUCAUAUCUUCAAGAGACGCUAAAGAGGCAAUCUUCGCCUGGCGAGAACGGUUGAAUGUUGAACAAAUAAACUAUGUGGAAUCAUACUGCAAUGAAGUCAUGCGCCAGUUGGGAUAUCAUAAACGAAAUGUGGACAAAACAUAGGCAUUUCUUUUACUAAGGAGAAUGGAGGAGCUUCAUGUACAGGAGCAGAGUGCGAGGAGCAGGAGAGGAGAGGGGUGUGUGGCCACAGGCAAAGCGGAACGGAAGAUGGACUGGAACAACUGGAGCCCCAUUCCCACACAGUGGGCAGCCUUCCUGCCUCCUUGCCUUGCCUUGCCUUGCCUUGCUUGGCCAGGCCUGUCUUCUCACAUUCGCUGGAGACAAGAGAGAGAAGAUGCACCGUGGAAGCUCCUCUGGGACUGAUAGACAGCAGGCUUAGGGAACAUGGUGGGGGGAACAACAAGAGAGGGAAGUGAGAUAAAUGCAGAUUGACUGGAAGGAAGAGUGGUUCCGUGCCAUGAAUCUGUAUUUAAGGUUGCCAGGCCUUCAAAAAAAGACCAGAUUUAAGAGACACAAAAAAUUGUUAAUGAAGGGAAAACAAGAAACCCACAAUAAAAAAAAACAUCUGAAAGGGAAAGUGAAGGAGAUAUCAGGGUGAGACGCGAGGAGAAUGUGAGCAAGGCUGCGCCUCAGCCUGAGCUGUCGCGACGCCCAGAUUUCAUCUGCGCUAAUCCCUUGCCAAUCCCUUUGCGAGCCUUAAUCGCCCGAGCCUGGGCUGCUUGACUGACUAGCAGGGCCAGAACUGAGUUCGAGUUCGAGGUCCCUGUGUCGUGGUGUGCCAACCUCUUCACCUCUUCCCUUGGUUCUGUACUGCCUGAGCCUUGUGUGUGUGUGUGUGUGUGUGUGUGUGUGUGUGUGUGUGUGUGUGUGUGUGUGUGUGUGUGUGUGUGUGUGUGUGUGUGUGUGUGUGUGUGUGUGUGUGUGUGUGUGUGUGUGUGUGUGUGUUCCAUAUGUCUUCGCACACUGUGUCUGAGGCCAGACUUCACGUUCCAACCUAAGAGAGAAAAGUAAGACAAUUAAACAAAAAAACAGACCAACACUAACAUCUUCUAAACGUGUAACCAUGUUCAACUGACAGCGAGAGAGAUGUAUAACUUUUAAGUGCUGCUGGGUAGUUUUUUUCAGGGGGGUAUCACCAGGCCUUGGAGUUUUGGGUUGAAGGGGGAUGGAAUGUUACCGAGACGUUCACACAUGCACGCCUCGCCCAGUCUUGGUGAAAACCUUCUAACUGCCGCUGCUUUGGUCCUCCUGGGCAAGUCAAGCCCUCCUUUGGCUGUUCCGUCACACUGGUGUGAAAUUCCCUAAGGUCCAAAUGGAGAUGCCUGCGAGGUCGCCCCGUCUUUCCAUCCCCCUGUGAAUGUGUGUGUGUGUGUGUGUGUGUGUGUGUGUGUGAGUCACACUCUACUGUAGCUCAGAUUUCACGGUUUUUUUUUUGAGGGGGGCAAAACACGUGGACCAUGCAAGAGUACAUCACACAUCCCCUAAUGCCAUCAUCCACAAUGACUUUGUUUGGUGUUCUCAAAUCAAGACAAAUUGUGUGACACGGCUUACGCCCCCCUGAUCUCAUCUGCCCUAUAUUUAGAGACGAAACAGUUUGGGAGAUCAGUGGUUUCUUUGCGUUUGGACGGUUUUGGAGCAAAACACAUUCCGUGCCCUUUUGCACUUUGUCUUUUGUGUUUACAGCAUCUGCCCAGGAUUUCAUCAACUUCUCAGCCACAGAAAGCCAUGAACAUUACCAUCUCUCUUGAAGGACUUAACCGUUUAACUGACUGGUCAUCACAGAACAAUAUUUAUGAACUGAAUAAUAAAUGACACCAUUUUCCUUUUUUUUAACUUCUGUUUGAUGUCUGUUUUUAUUUUAAUGCCAUAUAAAAAGCAGUUCCUCAAUUUUGCUUGGGCAAAAACUGAAGGAUAUACAGAGGAUACUUGGUUUCCAUUUUUUUAAUGCAUACCACAGGUUUGACACAACUGGCCAUUUUUCAGGCUGAAUGCAUUUUAUGUUUUGAAUGAUUGAUUAUAUGGGGGGGAAAUCUCAAGGUUUAUUACAGUGCAUCGUCUUCCUCUAACAUGGUUCAGAUCGCUUUUACAAAAAUGAUGGUCCCCUGUACAUAUUGAACCAACAGAUACAUCAGCAUGCAGGAUAUUGCAAGUAAAACAUGAUUGCUACAGUAUAGGAGACAGAGUAAUGAUGAGGUGCUGACUUGAUAUAUACACAUUAAUUGGUUUUCCCACCAAAAAGGGUUCAAGUGGUUGAAAGACAUAAAGCACGAAUGAGGAGUGGAAAGCAGGUAGUUCUUUUUUUUCUCGUCACGGUUUCAAGCUCACUUGAAGCAAUUGCACCACAUUUUGGGUCAAAGUGUUUUGCAGCAUCUAUGGCACCGAGCCAGCCACUUCCUUACUUCUGCUGACAGACUUGGGACUAAAAGCUCACCACCUCAAUCCUCCAAAUGUGUAGUUCUUCAUCACUCAUUACCAGAUCACUGGUUGAUUGGCCAGCCUGCCUACACAACUUGGGACUGUCAGACAGCCCCAGUCGCAGCAGCAGCAGUGUCAGCAGACAUAGAGUAUAGUGAAGCGGUUUACAUGCGAGUGUAAAAGCAUAUGGGCAUUCUCACAGUUGUCUACCUGAUCAUUAACACCCAGUGUGAACAAACUGCCACCUGCUCUAUGUGUGUGUGCGCGCGUGUGUGUGUGUCUGUGUGUCUGUGUGUAGCGUGAGUGCUAAAAUACUUUCACAUGGCCACAGGCUUUGGGACGGUCCAUGUGAUGGUGGGGACAAAGAUUACAACGGGUCACAUUCAAGUUGGGGUUGGCUGUAGCUGCAGCAGACAGCAGUUGGCUUGGGGCAGCCAAAUCUUUAGUAAGUAAAUAAGUGGCCAGUCAGAGACGCUGCUUUCUUUUUUUUCGCUGAAUGGCAAUGAGAUGUGAUGGUUGUGCUGAGACGUUAUUAGCACUAGCGUUCGAGGUGCUCCAGUCCCGGACAGAGAGGCCUGAAACCAAAUAGGACGCAGGCCCAGCAGUCACAGCUGGGUGUUGAGAGGUUCUCUUUCCCCCCGCUAUCCUUCUUUUUAUCCAAUGCUCUUACAAAGCAGUGUGGACACAAUAUGUGAUUACAUGGGAGAGGGCAACAAAAAAACCUGACCUGUUCCCAGACAGAAAAUCCACCCCUCUCUCACUGGUGCAAAGCUGCUUUCCCCUUCUGCUAUCGCCCGUCUCAAUUGUAUAGGUAUCAGAUAGGCCACGCACCUGAAUGACUUGGGUUUCUACUGGCCCUCAUCCUCCUCUAAGCUCCAUUUAAACGCACUCACUCACUCACUCACUCACUCACUCGAUGAGCCAACAAGGCUAACAUUCUGUACAUUGCACGAAGAGGAAAUAAAACACACUCGCACUGUGCUAAACACUAGUUGGCACAGAGGGCACCAACUUUCAACAAUGAGAUUUGCUCAGCUACCUCCCCUGUGAGCUCUUUUAAAAAACAAAAGAGUUAGCAUUAACAUUGUCAGCGCAGAUGGGCUUUGUCACUAAGCAGCCCCCAUUUGCGCAACAUCGCAUUAACGCCCCUGGCAGGCCUGCGCCGCCACUGGACCGACUUCUUUCCUUUAGCGUGUUGGGGUUUUUUUUUUGGACCGCAGCUCAGCUGCAGCUAAAGUGCUUGAGGAGCGUUUCGUUUCGUUUCCCCCCCCUCCUGCUGCGCACUGCUGUGGGGCUCUGAGCACCGACAGCUGCGGACCAGAGGCUACAGGGGCCCCACUGGGGCCUCCACAUCACAGCAGCGCUGAGGGGCCCCCAUAACCAACCAGCCGCCCACCUCUUACAAUUUUGUUGGAGGAAAGCCAAUGACUACAAUUGCAAACUGCAAUCUAUGUUCUCUAAUAUGGCUUCAACAUUUAGAGUAAGAAUAUUAACACGUAUACUAACAAAAGAAAGAAAGAGCGUUCAGACGGAGUGUCUCUCACAGUUACAUGAAAUCCUCUUCAGAUAAACAAAACAUGAAAAGUGUUGGGGCUGUCUGAAAAUAUGUGCAGAAAUACUUCAUUUGAAUAUUUUUUUCUUAAAAAGCGAAGUAACAUAUAAACAAAUCACAUAAUCCCUAUUAAACAUUUCAUUGGGGGACUCAAGGCAAUUUUACUUUUUUAACAUCAUCCUUUUCACAAGGUUGCUUUAAAGCUACAUACUGAACACGGCAAUCUGACUGAUGCUUAUCAGGUAGAACUAUUUUGCAUUGGGGCAGACCAUAAGCUGUGCAAAGUACCGUGUUAAAGAAGGGGAGUUGAAAUACAGUAGAGCUAUUAAGUAGAAAUUUUGUUUCCCCUUCAUUUAUAGCAUGCUCUGCGAUGUUCUGUUCUAUUCCGAACAUAUAAUAUUCCCUAACUGGCUUGUGAAGUCUCCACUUAGGGGAAAAAACAGGAACGAGACGAUUCUCUGACGAUCCGCUCUGAGGAAAUUACCCACACAUCCAGCCGGAAGUGGUGGGUCACGACAUUUGUGUGCGUGCGUGCGUGUGUGUGUGUGUGUUUAUACAAACACACAUUCUGCCAGCAAUCACAUCUGUCAUCGACACGCAGGCCAGAACAAUACAGCGCUAUCCGUGACUGAUUGGCUAGGGAGCUACUCCAAUGGGGUUGGUGAAGUCUCUUGUAAACAGAACAAAACUCCUCUUUAGCUCCAAACAUCAAUAUGCACGUGUGUCCACACUUGGCUCUCAAACAUGGCUGCCGUUCCCAUAGGGACUGGAGUAAAACAAUAAACAACAAUAAUAUAAAAAAAACAAAUACACAUGAAUAAUCACAGAUGAUUGUGCCCCUGUAGACAGUGGCAAUAUGAUGUGGCUGUAAAUGGAUGAGGAUGGAAUUUUUAACAGGACUGAACUGCUACAGAAGCAAUGAGGUGUCCCGUUUGUGGAGCUCGGUGAUAUGGCAGGACUCAUGUGGUUGUGUAUAUGUGUGGGUGGAUCCACAUGUGUGAUGGACACACAUUGAGACUUCGAUGACGCGACUACUGCAAGUGACAAUGACGGGGCCUCGAUGGCACCAAAUGGCUCGAAUGUCUCUCCUGCAGUCUCAAGCAGCAGUGUGCGCAUGUUUGCGUCUGCGAGCCAGGUUUCCCCCCAUCCACAUCUUCAGAAAGGUGUCGAGAUGCUCCCUGGUUGGACGGCCAAGCGGGGUCCAAAGGGCAAGAGUUGGGGGUGGGUGGGGGUGGGUGUCUUCCAGUCCUCCGCUGGCCACAUUCAGACAGAGGAAAUCUAGUACAGUUUCACAGUAUGUAAUGGCAUGUCAAAGUCAGUUCAGUUCAGUUCAGUUCAGUUCUCCCUGGGCGUGAGCAGCAAAGGUCCACCUUUGUGGUCCCUCACUGGCGUGCAUCACUGCCUAUGCCACUACGAACAUGACAAUGGAAUGAUACUGAAUCGCUUCAAGACUUGAGGCGGCGUGGUUUAACCCACCCACUCACACACACUCUCUCUCUCUCUCUCUCUCUCUCUCUCU
Engraulis encrasicolus (European anchovy) is the source of this 6779-nucleotide messenger RNA. It is a transcript of the gene chst7, whose product is annotated as carbohydrate (N-acetylglucosamine 6-O) sulfotransferase 7. The transcript is spliced from 3 exons. The coding region runs from base 112 to 1395 and encodes 427 amino acids. The record is from RefSeq and is a predicted model, not a curated record. Lineage: Eukaryota; Metazoa; Chordata; Actinopteri; Clupeiformes; Engraulidae. Gene Ontology annotation, molecular function: chondroitin 6-sulfotransferase activity; N-acetylglucosamine 6-O-sulfotransferase activity. Gene Ontology annotation, biological process: carbohydrate metabolic process; N-acetylglucosamine metabolic process. Gene Ontology annotation, cellular component: trans-Golgi network; Golgi membrane.